This is a messenger RNA of Cottoperca gobio, 2732 nucleotides long. It is a transcript of the gene dpagt1, whose product is annotated as dolichyl-phosphate (UDP-N-acetylglucosamine) N-acetylglucosaminephosphotransferase 1 (GlcNAc-1-P transferase). Gene Ontology annotation, biological process: dolichol-linked oligosaccharide biosynthetic process. NCBI's taxonomy places the organism in Eukaryota, Metazoa, Chordata, Actinopteri, Perciformes, Bovichtidae. The record is from RefSeq and is a predicted model, not a curated record. Gene Ontology annotation, cellular component: membrane. Gene Ontology annotation, molecular function: UDP-N-acetylglucosamine-dolichyl-phosphate N-acetylglucosaminephosphotransferase activity. The coding region runs from base 444 to 1664 and encodes 406 amino acids. The transcript has 9 exons.
GACGAGAGAACGGUGUUAAAACAGAUUGAAAAACAAAUCAGAUUUAUUUAUCUAUCAAAAAUGUCCCUUUAAUGCAUCCACUGUUUCCAGCUAAUAAUAACAAGAAUCAAAUAAAUAUUAAUAACAUUUUAUUUUGAAGAGUUUUAGCGGAAGUACCGCCUCCGGUAAACUGAUAUCAGACGUGGAGUUACGACAACCAGGCAGUGAGUAGAUAUUAGCAUCAAUAACAUGCAAUGAAAGAUGGUAUGGAUUACCGUUGCGAUUUAUGGACUUAUUUUUCUUUGACACCGGAAGUACGCAGAUGUAUUUAGUUUUAAAAUCACGAUAUGACAGGUUUUUACCUCAGUGAGGACAGCCAAAGCUCGUUGAUCGAUCGCCUCGUCAGAUUAGCUAGAAACGUGAUUUGAACUGUCAGAAACGGACCCACCAAAAAGCCUGAAAACAUGUCACCUGUACCCGUCCUACCAUUGGUGAUCAACUGUUUCUUUUCUGUACUCGGCUGUAUGGCCACACUGAAACUCAUUCCUGCUUUCAAAGACCAUUUCAUCGCAGCCAAAUUAUUCGGAAUUGACUUAAACAAAACGUCCAAAAAGGAAGUCCCAGAGUCCCAAGGAGUCAUCAGUGGGACAGUCUUCCUCAUCAUCCUCUUCUGCUUCAUCCCAGUGCCUUUCCUUAGCUGCUUUGUAGGAGAUCAGUGCAUGGGCUUCCCACACGAUGAGUUUGUACAGCUGAUUGGUGCACUUCUGGCCAUCUGCUGCAUGAUCUUCCUGGGCUUUGCUGAUGAUGUGCUGAACCUGCGGUGGAGACACAAACUCCUGCUUCCCACCAUGGCUUCCCUGCCGCUGCUCAUGGUCUAUUUUACCAACUUUGGCAACACGGUCAUCGUGGUGCCCAAGCCUUUCAGAGCCCUGCUUGGGCUGCACUUGGAUCUGGGUAUUCUCUACUAUGUCUACAUGGGGAUGCUUGCAGUAUUCUGCACAAAUGCCAUCAACAUCCUAGCAGGCAUCAAUGGCAUCGAGUCAGGUCAAGCCCUGUUUAUCUCCGGCUCCAUCAUCGUCUUCAACCUGGUGGAGCUCAGUGGAGAUUACCGAGAUGACCAUGUUUUCUCCCUCUACUUCAUGAUACCAUUCUUCUUCACCACAUUAGCGCUUUUUUACCACAACUGGUACCCCUCGUCUGUGUUUGUGGGAGACACUUUCUGCUACUUUGCUGGGAUGACCUUUGCUGUAGUCGGCAUCCUGGGACACUUCAGCAAAACAAUGCUGCUUUUCUUCCUUCCUCAAGUAGUUAACUUUGUCUACUCCUUACCUCAGCUUUUUCACGUCAUCCCCUGUCCCCGACACCGGCUCCCCAGACUGAAUCCAGACACAGGCAAACUCGGGAUGAGCUACUCUAAAUUCAAAAGAAAGGACCUCUCUAAAUUGGGACAUCUCAUUUUGAAGGUGGCAGAGUUAUUAAAGCUGCUAGAGGUGCGAAGAGACCAGAAGGGAGAUGAGGAUUUUAUUGAGUGCAACAACAUGACCUUAAUAAAUCUGGUACUGAAAUUACUCGGCCCCAUCCAUGAGAGAAACCUCACAGUCAUCAUGCUCAUCAUGCAGGUGAUCGGCAGUGCAAUGGCUUUUGGGAUCCGUUAUCAUCUGGUGCGUCUCUUCUACGACGUCUAGACAGCACUUGGGGAAAGAGGAGAGAUGACUGAUGAACUGAUAUUGUUUUAUGGAUCUAUUUCACAGGCUUGUGGUUCAUCUGCCUUUUGAUAGUUUCCAUUACCUCACUGUUACUUUUCUGCCUUAGACUCUACCUGCAGUCAAAACCAAGGGCAAGGUUUAAAGCUAUAUUUCACUACGCAGGACAUUUUCCCAUACAGUUUAAGCAUACACUGCUAGCGGUCGGAUGUCAACAGCAUUACUGUGUGUUCUCAUAAUUUUCAGUAAUUUCGAGCAGGAAAAAGUUACUGGGUCUUAAUGAGCUUGUGUGUCCACCCAGAAAGUAUAUUUUUGUACUUGUUUUUUUAAAGGAAAGAACAGUAAGUGGGGAUGACUUUCAGUCUUCAGGGCAGCCAACAUCAAUGGCUGACUGCUACUAAAUUGUUGCCAUUUGAUAACAGAUUUAUUGAAGUAGAAGUGCGCUAAAUAUAUAUAAAAAUAAUUACACAGCGGUCCAUUGCUUGAUUCUGCUGUUGAAGCAAAAAUGGCUUCAGGAAAAUGAGCUCACUCACACUUAAUUUUCCAUGACUAUCAAUCCAUGCAACAUUAAUUAUAUGAAUGAAUAAGUUAAUAUAAUUAUUUUUGAUUGUUUGUUUUUGUUCUUUUACCGCUGAAUGAAUUCUCACAGGUAAUUGUGAAGAAGAGUAGUGAAGAGAUGAGGCUAUAAUCUGUAUGAAAACAGGAAAUUCGAUUCGGACAGGUAAAUUGAGGGGGGUAUUCGAAGCGCUAAAGUGAGAUUAUAGUGUCUGGAUUGUUGGAAAGAGUUACUUAAGGUCUAUUGAAGGUAAGGGUGUCCUGAUGAGAAUAAUAAGAACCAAUUGCUUAUACCUUUCUUGGUAUUAUUGGAUACAUAGCUGUAUUUUUAUGACUGAUAUGCAUUUUCCCCCCGAGGGUUCAGCAGACAACAAUGUGAAUUAAACCGGCACUGGACUAUUUUCCUGAGGAAUGUAACUAUAAAUAAUAAACCUUCUCACUGUUGAGAAGGAAGCCUAAAAUUGAGAAAUAAAAGCUGAAAAGAAUUAAAUAUAA